Molecule: messenger RNA, 2154 nt
Organism: Suillus discolor
Lineage: Eukaryota; Fungi; Basidiomycota; Agaricomycetes; Boletales; Suillaceae
Exons: 7
Coding region: 1-2154 (717 amino acids)
Source: RefSeq, a predicted model, not a curated record
AUGAAUUACUACAGCAAAAUUCGCAGACUGACCUCCAGCAUCUUUCCACUGAUGGUUCCGGAUCGCUACAGAGAGCUAAUGAGAACUGCCAGGCAGUGGAGACAAUGCAAGCUUUACAAGUGGCAUGGGUUUGCCCACAAAGAUGACCAGCCAAAGGCUGGUGAUCUCGCCCUAUUUUGCCCCGCAUGUCCGCAACCAGGUAUCAACUUGGACCGGUCCACCGGAACAGUCGCCCAGCCAGACAAUACACCUUCCUGGCUUAUGACUAGGUAUUUGGUCAUGGAUGGUAAUUUCAAAGCUGAGCACAUGCAUCCAGUGAAUCCAUCCGAUGAAGUGUCAUUGAUGGAUGGUCUAGCAUUCAUGGUCUCCAAUGAAAGAUACAAGAGUCAUUUGUCCAUUGCCAAAGACCAUGUCCAAAGGUCAGAUUGCAAUAAUCACCGGGCGGUCAAUCAAGCAAACGCCUCCAGGCAAAGGCUGGAAGCCACCAGUAUAGGAGCAUGUGCAUGUGCACGGCAUGGAUGUUUUGUCCCACAUUCCAUGGUCGACUUUCAGAAAGGCGAAAGGCAGAUGAACAUGGACUAUGCCUUAAGUCAAGCGCUCAACUAUAGGACUGAUGGAAUCUCUCGCGCCAUAACUUUCUAUGACAUAAAUUGUCAGUAUAACAAGUAUUUGAAGGACUGGAUCACUUCCAGUAUAUAUCUUUCCAUCCCCAUUGGUAUGGAUAUCAUUCCUGGAAUUGGUUUGUGGCAUGUACAUGGACAUCAAGAUAGCUGCUAUGUUCGGUAUGCAUCAAAUUUUAUCUAUGGGACUGGCAGGAUAGAUGGAGAGAUCAUGGAGACCCUCUGGGCACCUUUGAACAUAAUCUCCCCUUCAGCCAGGGACAUGGGAACUCCGCAUCGGAAGGAGGUAUUGGAUUAUCAAAUGAAUGACUGUAACUUCAUGAAAAUGAUUCGCAUAACAAAGUUUCUUUGCAGAAAGUUGAAAGAGGCCAUCAAGGGUGCUGCGGAGAGCAAACUUGCAUUCCAAAAUCUCAGUGAGACAGCCCACCCUGACAUUGUCAUUCUUUGGGAGGUAGAAGAGGCAAUAGCUCAUGCGAGCAGAGCGGAGGAUCCUACAGCUAUGGACAUUUAUGAGGUCCGGUUGGAAAAGGCUCCCACAAGAAAACAGCAGGAGUUGCGCCUGCUGCAGGCUCAAAAUCACCCUGAACAUCCAGUUAAUAACUCGCCCGGUCGACAAGGAGCUGCGACUUGGCUCGCCACCGGUCUCACCAUAGAGGAAUCCCAAAUCUCUCUUUUGGCUCGAUGCCGGGACAAGCUUUAUGCUCACAUCACAAGCUUUCUUGAAAUGGCACCUACUUAUCUUGGAGUUGAAGUCGAUGUCAAUGACCCGGAUUUUCUGGUCAAUAUUGUUGGCAAUUCACUCCAUGAUGAUUGUGAAGAUUACUCCGAUCUCGAUGACAAUGACAAUGCUGAUCCAGAUAUAAACGAUGCUUCCAUAUUUCAACCGGAGCUCACUGUCAUACCCCUGCCAUCCAACAUUGGUCAGGUCAAGUGCAAGGAGUUAGGCCUUACCGAUCUCAUGAAUGAAGAAAUAACCCUCCAUGAAGGCCAGGCCAAUGACACACUCCAUGCCAUUCGAGUUCAUUUGGGAGAUAAAGCUGUUAUAUUCUGCAAUACUGUCCGGUCAGCCAAGUCACAGGCUUCAUCUACCAGGGCAUGGACUCAAGUUCGCUUGGUGGAAACAGCGGUGAAUCUCAAUGCCAGUAUAUAUUCAAGAUGCCGGUCGCAACUGGCCAAACUCCCUGAUCAUGACCUGUUGAAGAAAUACCUGCCUUUGAAGAAAGAAGACUUGAAAGCAAGCUCUGCAGUGGCCGAUCCAAAUGCAUGUGGUCAGAGGGACACUACUCUUCCAUGGUUCAGGUCCUUGGAUGUUCAGGGCGACACAUCAGGAAACGACUGGAUGACGGAAUUUUACCGGGUCAAUUGGCUCCGGACAAAAGCACUGUGCAAUCGCUGGAACGAGGAGGUUAUUCUCGUAAAACAUGAAAUGAAGUGGUCUAUCAAUUUCUUUAACCACAAAGCCAAGGAAUGGCUUGGUCACAUGGCCAACGCUACUUCUGCAGGGCUCACCAGACAUACAUGUUAUGCAGCAUGA